GGAAAAAAGGAGGACUACGCAGGCUCAUCUUCUAUAAGAUUGUCUGAGCUUGUCGCAGUAUUUGGCUCCCUUUAGAUGGAGCAAAACUGCACAAACUGGAAAACGCACAGUAGGGAUUUAAACUACAAACCAAACACAGUGAAUGAGAUUUGUCAAAUUUUCCCGCUGAUUUCGCUGAUCAUUUCCAGUUCGGAGCUUUAAAUAAACUCCCAGCCGUCCAGCCUCCUUUAAGUUUUUGCAUGUGAUGGUUUACAUAUCUGUCUUGAGUGUGAAAUGUUUGCCCUGCGACUGCGGCAGCUUUAAACCCAACCACCCCGCCCCUCCGCACUAUCACAUGAAUCUGGACUGAGCGGUGGAUGGGAAAAAGUUUAGAGGUCUCGGUGAAAUCGCUCUUCCCCGGCCAGUUUGCUGUGUGCGCGCCCUGCCUCGCCUAUUAAAGGAUUUUUACUCCACCGUUUGUGUCGAAGGAAACGCAGUCGGCUUGAGUGUUUUCCAGACUGGGAUUUCUUUUUUUCUCCCUGUAGGAAUACACAGCGGAGGAGGAGGAGGGGGGACGCUCUGGCUGCUUGAAGAUCCGUUUCGAUUCCAAACUUUGGGAGACAUGGACGCGCACCGCGGCGCGCCUCCGGCGGGGCAGCAGGUCGUGCACGUCCGCGGGGACUCCAAGACGGAGCUGGAGGCCCUCUUCAACGCCGUGAUGAACCCCAGCAGUGCGGUCAGGCAGCCCCAAUCGCUGCCUAUGAGGAUGAGGAAAUUGCCGAACUCCUUCUUCAACCCGCCGGAUCCCAGGGGCCACUCAAGACAAGCCAGUUCAGAUGGAGGCAUGUGCGGCUCCCUUGCUCCUCAUCACGUCCGUGCUCAUUCCUCCCCCGCCUCCCUCCCAGUCAACUCCCUCUCCGCUCAAGCAGAUGCAGAUGCAGCAGCCACACCGGUCAUACCCGAUGACGUGCCACUCCCCGACGGUUGGGAGAUGGCCAAGACGCCCACUGGCCAACGGUACUUCAUCAACCACGUGCACAAGACGACCACAUGGCAGGACCCCCGCCUCUCGCAGCUUCAGUCUGCUGCAGCCCAGCAUCAGAUCGCCUGCACCCCGAUCCACGCCCACUCCUUCAGCAACCCAGCGCCCACUACGCAACCAAAAAAUAUUAUUUCUGAGACAGGUCCACUGCCUGAAGGCUGGGAGCAGGCUGUGACUGCAGAUGGAGAGAUGUACUACAUUGAUCACAUAAAUAAGACCACCACAUGGGACGACCCGCGUCUAGCCCAGAAGGUGAACCCUGCCAUCCUUGGUUUGGCAAUGCAGCAAAGGCAGGAAAAGCUCCGACUGAAGCAAGGCAUCCCUCCACAAUUUGCAGCUCAGGAGGCGGGGGGCAGCAACCAGAUGCCCGGAGGAAUGGACCAUGACAGGAGCGCACAAAUGCUUGUGCAGUCAGUGGAUGUCAGAAUCAGGGCUCUAAACCAAGAACCUAACCUUAAUGGGGCUCACUCUCGUAAUGAAAGCACCGACAGUGGUCUGAGCGUCAGCAGCCUACCGCGCACGUCGGACCACAUGUUGAGCUCUGUGGAUCAUAUGGACACUGGUGACUCUAGUGAGCCCCCUUCAAUGAGCCUGCAGGAGUCGAUGCCUGUGCUCCCAAUAAAUGAUGACCUGAUGCCGGGCCUCCCUGACGGUUUGACUUCAGACAUCUUGAUGGACAUGGACUCGGUUCUCUCCGGGCCGCAUAUAGACAGGGACAGCCUACUCACCUGGCUAUAGACGCAAGCAGCCGCCGCCCGGUCGAGUGUGGUUUGAAAUCAGGCUUUUGUAGCAUGACUGAGAAUUCUGGAAAAUUUGAUUUGGAUUUAAAAGUGGUACAGAACAGCUACACAGAGAGAAUGUGCUACAGAAAUGUGACGGAUAUCUAACACUACUCACUCCCUGACGCGUGAAAAAACAAAUGACUCUCACAGAAGCAGUUGGCUUUCUCUUUUUGGGUCUGGUUUUUUGCAACUGCUCCACUCCUUUUCAUCUCGGUCCUCCGAUGAUUGUUAUGUCCAUCCAAAAACUCCCACCUGGAAUUACUUUUAAUCACGGUCAAAUCUAGAUAAGCUUUUUUGGGCCAGAAACUUGAACACAAAAAGUCUGUUAAAAUAGAAUUAAUGUAACAUAAAGAUUUUAUUUAAGAAAAAAAAAAUCUUUAGAUAGGACUCCUCAAUCAGCCAAGUGACCUAUGGAAAUUAAAAGUAACAUCUCAUGCUACUUUCUCUGAGUCGUUAGUACCUUGUGAUUUUAAUCAAAUACUCAGAGUUGUAAAAAUACUUUUAACAACAUUUUAGCUUAAGGCGAGCACAGAAUCAAAGGAUUUUUCUAGCUAAAAACUACAAUAGUUACACAAUCUCAGCGCCUCUCUUAUUAAAAUGGAGGAAAAGGCCCCCCCCUGUGGCGAGUCAGAAAAGAACGCUAAAACUUUAUCAGUUAUAAAAAGGAGAAAAGACUCUUAAGAUCCGUCUGUCUGAAUCAACAAAUCAGGCUUUUCCUAAAUAAUACUUCCAAUAUAUUAGUUCUGAACACUAAGCAUGACUUUUAAGACUUCGAUAUACAAAGAAUGUCCUUGUGAAAUAAACACAUGAUCAGGGUGGAGUCCAAUAAAAUGUAGGUUUUCCCCACAAAACUGUUAAGGAUAGAUGACUCUUCAGUUUUUGUUUUCUAUAGCUGUUUUUAAUCUUUAGCCCUUCUUUUCUCAAGAAAGAUGCAACAACCUUGCUGAAAAAACAAUCAUCUAUAGAGCUACCAAUAUUUGGGUAAUUUGAAUAUGCUUUUAAUAUUGUUUUAGUAUAUUAAAAUACUUUUUAUUACAUAAUUUUAACCCAUGCCAGCACUGAACAUGAGCUAUGCAGGUGCAGUAUUUCUUAUGGAUUUCUAAUGAACUCCACUGUGCUGGAUGGUUAUUUCAGUCUCAUUCUGCCGACCUCUUCUUUAGGAAAAGAUGCUCUCUACUCGCAAUCUGACCUUGGAAAUGUGUGGGGGGUUUCUAAGAGUCCUUUACCUGAAAGGAAAAAUGUUCAGUCUUCAAGUGUAAGAUUUUCAUUUUUAUCAUUUUUAUUCCAUAACUCCUUUUUGCAAUACUGGAUUGAAGCAUUCCUAGUAUUCCUCAUAUGUCACGUGUGCUGGUCUUUAUCCCUUCAGUGGUUCAUUAUGAAAGACACUCAAAUAGUGGCAGCCUCUGUUUUAGCUCAUCAGCUGUCAAUCGUGUAAAAUUCUGAGUUCACGCGGUGUAGAUUCAGCUUUCUUUCCAUUUCAGCCAUCAUUUUUUUAUUUAUUUCUGAAAAUCUGUUGCAUAUACUGAAUGUUUCUUGAUCCAAUAUUCCACUUUUUACCAAGAUGUCAAGGCAGUGAAACAUGUCAGUGUGCAAAGCAUCACAAGGUGAUCUAAAAAAGUUAUCUGUGGAACGAAAUGUCUAACCUCUCAAACUAGCAGACUUCAAAUCCAAAACCACCAUAACAUUUUUUUGAUUUAGCUCUGAAUAUUGAUCUAGGGAUUGUUCGUAUGACUGUUGUUCAUGUAAAUAAAUUUAGAAUUAAAUGACCCUUUAAAACAGUUUUUAAGCAUUAUUACUGAGUUGAUGCUGAACAUUUUUGCCAUUGAAUCUUCUAUCUGGUGUACGGUUUUGAGGUUUCAAACUAGUCAUACAAGCUUAUAGUGCAGAUAAAAUUACUCCUUUAAAGAUGUCCUCAACAGGAUACAGCCAUUUGGUUUGAUCUCAAGUGUGACUGCAAUUGAUUUUUUUUUUUUUUUUACCUAAUUUAAAACAUGAUAUAAUCAAUUUUGGUGUUUUCCACCUUCAAUUCUUACUCUUCAGCUUAUAUCAAUCCAGACAACUUAAUUUCCCACAUGCAACAGAAGUUUACUCAUCCUGCUAAUAAAUUUGUUUUAGUUUUAAACUAUAUGGACACCCAAAAUAAGUUGGGUUUCCUAUCAAAGACGACAUACCAAUUGUAAAUGCUGCAUUUUUAGAAUAUUUUAUUCCAACUGCAAACAUCAGGAACAGGCAACAGUAUAUGGGUGUUUUUUUAUUUACUUUGUUAAGUUAAAUGAUAUAAUCUGUUUUUAUCCUUUUUGUUGUUUCUGCAGUGUGUUUAGAGCUGAUCUGAGUAUUAAGCUAUGAAUUACCUAAUCAGAACAUCACUCCUAACUGACUUCUUUGUUUUAUGUAUAUGCAGUACUAUAACUAAAGACUUCAUUCUGAAAAUCCCACAAAAAGAGACCGGUUAUUUUAGUAGCCUUCAUUUAAAGUGCCAAACAGCUUCGCUCAUACACAUCAUGAAACACACUACCAAGUCUAAUAUUUAUCUUGGCAUGCAUGACAUUUGCUAUGUGCUGUAUGUUGCAUAUAAUGACAUUUAAUAUACUAUUUACAAAGAGUUUUGAGGUUUUCAGACUUGUUUUUUUUUUUUACCUGUUUAUGCAUGAUUAAUAUAAUUAUAAUCAAUUUAAAGAGGUUUCUGUUUAAUAAACUUUUAAAUUACACCUUGA
Girardinichthys multiradiatus is the source of this 4517-nucleotide messenger RNA. RefSeq names its product transcriptional coactivator YAP1-like. The record is from RefSeq and is a predicted model, not a curated record. Lineage: Eukaryota; Metazoa; Chordata; Actinopteri; Cyprinodontiformes; Goodeidae. The transcript has 9 exons. Gene Ontology annotation, cellular component: cytoplasm; nucleus. Bases 602 to 1759 code for a protein of 385 amino acids. Gene Ontology annotation, molecular function: transcription corepressor activity; protein binding; transcription coactivator activity. Gene Ontology annotation, biological process: positive regulation of transcription by RNA polymerase II; hippo signaling.